UAACAACUUCAGUCAGACUCACGGGGGAAUGUACUCAGACUGUCCGGAGAAGUUUUCUGCAACUACAACUGUUUAGUUAACCACGACUGAAAGGGGAAAUGGAGACAGCGGUGUACACUUCUGUAGUGAAGUAAGAGGAGCCGAGGGGAAACUUUACCGGGUUGGUGUCCUACCUCUGAACGUCGACAUUUCAUCACUGUGAUUUAAACCAGGCACGGACCACACAACAGACUUCCAGACCUCCUAUACCAGCUUCCAGCCACUAUGUCCUAGCUAACAGCGGCCCAGCCCCCUCCCCUGACCAUCCUGUCCCUUCAACCCCAGUCCCUCUCUCCGUCCCUCAUCUCCACUCCUGAUGUGGUGAUUUCUGGUUGUAGCACCAGCGGCGCCCCUUCUGGCGUGAUGAGCAGCCUGCACCAGCAGCAUCAUGGCAGCACAGGCUCAGAGCGAGACCUUCACUCUGCUGCCUCCUCUGUUAGCCUCCCUUCAGUUAGAAAGACCCCCAAGAAGCGUCGUCUGUCCCUCCACUCACUCUUUGGUCGACGACGAAGGCAUGACCGCGACCCGAAGCGUAAGUCCCGGCCUUUGCAGGCUGCAGCUGGGGUUGAAGGCAUUGUCAGCACCGAAAGUGUCCAGCCAGAGACGUUCCAUGACAAAACUUGUGCCCAGUCUGCGCUGGGCGCAGUAUCGACUUCAUCAGUAUCAGGUUCUUCAUCAGAGCUGCUCGAGUGCCCUCUGUGCCUACUGCGCCAUACACGCGAGCGCUUCCCAGACAUCAUGACCUGUCACCACCGCUCCUGCGCAGACUGCCUGCGACAGUAUCUGCGCAUCGAGAUCUCAGAGUCCCGAGUCAACAUCUGCUGCCCCGAGUGCUCGGAGCGCUUCAACCCCCAUGACAUCCGGUUGAUCCUGGGGGACCGAGCCCUCAUGGAGAAGUAUGAGGAGUUCAUGCUGAGGAGGUGGCUCGUGGCUGAACCUGACUGCCGCUGGUGCCCUGCGCCGGACUGUGGUUAUGCAGUCAUUGCGUUUGGCUGUGCCAGCUGCCCAAAGAUCACCUGUGGGCGUGAGGGCUGUGGGACAGAGUUUUGCUACCACUGCAAACAGCUGUGGCACCCCAACCAGACAUGUGACACAGCACGGCAACAGAGGGCCCAAACCUUCCGGCUGAGGAGCUUCAGGUCCUCCUCUCUCAGCUACAGCCAAGAGAGUGGAGCUGCAGGAGAUGACAUCAAACCGUGUCCUCGUUGUGCUGCCUACAUCAUCAAGAUGAAUGACGGAAGCUGUAAUCACAUGACCUGUGCUGUCUGCGGCUGCGAGUUUUGCUGGCUCUGCAUGAAGGAGAUCUCUGACCUGCACUAUUUAAGUCCGUCAGGCUGCACCUUCUGGGGGAAGAAGCCGUGGAGCAGAAAGAAGAAGAUUCUCUGGCAGCUCGGCACAUUGGUGGGCGCACCCGUGGGCAUCGCCCUCAUAGCUGGCAUUGCCAUCCCUGCAAUGAUCAUUGGCAUCCCAGUCUAUGUGGGCAGAAAGAUCCAUAAUCGCUAUGAGGGGAAAGACAUCUCCAAACACAAGAGGAACUUGGUAAUAGCUGGUGGUGUGACGCUGUCUGUGAUCGUGUCGCCUGUGGUCGCAGCAGUCACUGUUGGCAUCGGCGUUCCCAUCAUGCUGGCUUACGUCUACGGAGUCGUCCCGAUCUCACUGUGCCGGAGCGGCGGCUGUGGAGUGUCUGCUGGCAAUGGCAAAGGAGUGCGAAUUGAGUUCGAUGACGAAAAUGACAACAUAGGCAGCGGGGCGGCAGCCACAGACACGACCUCGGUGGCUGAGACUCGGCUCAACAAUCCCAGCCUCGGAGACGGGGCGAGUGUCGGUGGCCUGACGGGCCUGAGCCUCAGUGUCAGUGGAACCCACAUGGAGCGCUGCGGCAUGAGUUCCACUCAGCGGGACAACAUGAGUGACAAUGCCAGCACCACAGCCCUCGCUGGGACGAGCAUCACUGGCAGCCUCUCUGGCAGCUGCUACAACAGGAUGGAAGUUCAGGCUGAUGUCCAGAAGGAGCGCUGCAGUCUGAGUGGAGAGUCAGCCACCGUCAGUCUUGGGACAAUCAGCGACAAUGCGAGCACAAAGGCAAUGGCAGGAUCCAUCCUCAAUGCCUAUAUGUCUCUGGAAAGAGACAAUAGUCUGGAAGUUCAGGCAGACGUGGAAUCCAAACAGGAGAAGGUGAGACACUGCAGCGCCAGCAGCAGCCUGGAUGAAGCCAGCUGUAGCAGUAGCACUGCCGGCCUUAAAGGUGCUAGCGGUGGUACUUGCUCAUGCCCCUCCACCUGCUGCUGUGCGCAGCUCGACAACCACUGCUGCCCCUCGUCCCCCUGGUCCAAGGAAGCCUCCACUUCAGGGGGCAAGAAGAGCAAAGGAAAGCUUUGGAAAAGAGCCAGCAGCAGCAGCAGCAAGGGAGACACAAAAAUUAAUGAGACACAGGGAGAAAUGGAUGCUCAGCUCCUGGAGCAGCGCAGCACUAACUCCUCCGAGUUUGAUUCACCGUCUCUGAGCGGCAGCCUGCCCUCAGUGGCCGACUCGCACUGUAGCCACUUCUCAUCAGAGCUCAGCUGCUCGGACCCUGAAACCUCAAGACCGGCUCAUCCAGCCUGCUCCGCCUCAACGGACCCCCACCCUCAUCAUCCCGCAACCACCUUCAAUGACGUCACCAUCACACCCAUGCCCGAGGUGGAGCACGACCGCCUGGAGCAUUACCCACCUCAGAGUAGCCACGCAGCUUUCACCCACCGCCUGCUGUCGUCCUCUCCACCUGCCUCACCAAAAGAGGGAAGUAGUGGGACGUUCCUGUACAUCAGCGAGGAGAGCAGAGGCGACGUCGCAGAUACCGAGCCAGAGAAAGACGAGAAUAUUAAAGAAACCACCAAAAACACUGCCGCACAGCCUGUAAGCCCAACGAGGAAGCAAUGUAUACAGACAGAUAUUUAAAGGAGCUGUCCUGUUCUUUGGGUGCUAACUAAGUUAGCCUUAUUACCUACUUUCACUCAUGAGUUCCUCAAUCCCCCCCCCACACACACACACACACACCUUGGGAACAUGGUGGUGAAGUUUGAGGCUAUAAGUUUAAGUCUAAUUAUAUUUGAAUCUGAUGUGGAGGAAGGGAUAUUAAGUGAAUGUCAGUCUAUACAGUUACAGAGAGGUCGAGGUCCAAGUUGGAAAGAGAAUAAUGUAAACAGGAGCACAGUGAAGUCAGAGUGGAUCGGUUGGUUCUGUUCUUCAGUGACGGAACAAGCAAGACGUGUGAACCAGAAGUUUCAGCCAGGUCAGUAGGUAGAGUUGAAUGUAUGUGGACAUGUGUAAAAUAUGUUAUGACGGUGGUGAGAUACUGUAGAAGGGCCAUCCAGCCGUUAUGAUCUGCAAAGUCUGACCCCUGAAUGAUUUACUGAAUCCAAGCUGAAGGCACAGCAGAGGUGGAUAGGAAGAAGUAAAAUGUGAUAUUCUUUACAAUAGUAAGGUGAGCUGCUAUUUUAAAGCCUAAACCUGAUCUCCCUCGUGACAUCUGCAAAUCGGGGAUGGAUAUGUCAUCACUGUGGUCCACCGCUGUGCCACCAGUUCAUUCUGUGACUUCUUAAAAUGGCAUGAAACACCACAGCUAAAGGAUUGUUGAACCUAAGAGGGACCAGUCCACACAGUAGCAGAUUUUAUUUUUCCAUAAUCAAUCUAUAAGACAAAUUAUUAUUGUUGCUUUCUGUUGUUAAAAUGUUUUUGUGCUUUGUCUUUGCCUAUUUUUAUUUUCCAUUUUGGGAAAGUUGGUUUUAAUGUUGAAGCCCUGUGUUGGGUCCAAACUUUUUACCGUGAUGGGGUGGGAAUUGUGUCGACAACAAACUGUAGCCUCUUUCUUUUUAAAAUAUUGGGGUUUAAGACAGUUGCCAUCUUGCAUUUUUCCAUCUUAACAAGCCCUUGUCUGCAUUGGUAAAAAAUCUAGUUUUGUAGUACAUAAUAGAAUUAUGAGAGGUACAGUCCUGAGGCAGCGUAACUGAGAAAAGCAAAAAAGCGAAAUUUUUAAAUUCAAAACUGUGGCAUUCUUUGUUUUGCUUGUUUUAGUAAUCUGACACUAAGUCAACCAAACAAUUUAUUUGCAAUAAGAAGCUCGGAUAUACUUAAAGGUGCAAUUAUGAACUCCCUUCAGUGAUUUAAUAUUAAGCUGUGACCGUAUGAUGAUAAAGGCCUACAUUCUCCCCCAGUAAAUCAAAAUAUCAUUUUUCAUUCAGAGCUUUGGGUGUAUUUUAAAUACAAUGUAAAACAAAUUAAGUUGUUUUCUCAGAUCAUUGCAAAUGAUUAAUGCAAAUAAUUUUAUAUUUGGUGGACCCACAGUGCCUUUUGGGGGAAAUCCUUUUGUAUAGUGUUUUUAUUUUUAUUUUUAUUUCUUCUUAUUGUCUUCAAAUGAUAAGCAUAAAAAUCACGAGAGAAUGAAUUAUAUUUGCCUCAUAAAACGCUUGAAAUGCAUGAAGCCUGAUGCUACAUACUAACCCCUCCACUGAGUGCUAAUGCUAGCUGUCGCAAUAGCUUGUUUAGCCUACCAAAGACUGCUCUCAAGCCACUGCAGUUUAAAGUUCACUUCUUCACUAUCAACCAUUAAUGGAGUCGAUGGUACCUGAAUUAUUUCCCUGUAGAAACUCUACUUUAAUACAUGAGGAGAGUUCAGUCCAUGAGGUUGAAAAAUCACAAUACGAUACUUUAAAUCUCAAGACCAAAAUCUUUGUUUGGGUCAUUUUUUAGGAAUAAUAUAUUGAAAUUGUUUCCCUAAAGUAGCCAAGUCAGUUCACCAGUGUAGUGGGUCAGCUCCGGUUGGCAAUAAAAACCCUUUUUUUUUUUUUUUUAUCCAAAGCGAUCAGCAUUUUGUGCGUCAGAUGUUCAGCAGCUGUUGUGAAUUUUCAGCCUGACCACAGAUGACUCUGCUGGGAUGUCAACCGGCCGAGCUCAGCGUGAGCCGUCCGGGAGUAAAGAGUGGGUCAUCAGAGAAGCUGCGGUGUCGACUAAAAGCGUUUCGGUGCACCUCAAAAGCCUCCAGCUGCAGGAUAUUCCCACCCUGUUUAUGUUCAUUCUGUAAAAAAACGGCUGUUAAAUUCCUGUGAGUUUUAUAUUAUUAUUUGAAGACUAGUGCCAGGUCUAUUUUCUAACUUGGUCAAAAGAAACGUAUGCUAUUUGAAAACGUAUGUAUUCCCUAAUUAUUUGCUUUAUAAUGUGCAUGUAAAUGCAUAUCCUUAAACAAUAAAACUCUCAAUGAAG
Molecule: messenger RNA, 5277 nt
Organism: Morone saxatilis (striped sea-bass)
Lineage: Eukaryota; Metazoa; Chordata; Actinopteri; Moronidae
Product: E3 ubiquitin-protein ligase RNF19A-like
Exons: 10
Coding region: 403-2976 (857 amino acids)
Biological process (GO): ubiquitin-dependent protein catabolic process; positive regulation of proteasomal ubiquitin-dependent protein catabolic process; protein polyubiquitination
Cellular component (GO): ubiquitin ligase complex; cytoplasm
Molecular function (GO): ubiquitin conjugating enzyme binding; zinc ion binding; ubiquitin protein ligase activity
Source: RefSeq, a predicted model, not a curated record